This is a messenger RNA of Salvia miltiorrhiza (redroot sage), 2182 nucleotides long. Its product is annotated as probable metal-nicotianamine transporter YSL8. Gene Ontology annotation, molecular function: oligopeptide transmembrane transporter activity. NCBI's taxonomy places the organism in Eukaryota, Viridiplantae, Streptophyta, Magnoliopsida, Lamiales, Lamiaceae. The record is from RefSeq and is a predicted model, not a curated record. The transcript is spliced from 6 exons. Bases 196 to 2070 code for a protein of 624 amino acids. Gene Ontology annotation, cellular component: membrane.
AAUCAUUCCAAACUUUGCUACAACAUUCAUGGAGAGGCCAAACGAAGACAACGCAGUCGAAGUCGUAGACGAAGAAGAAGAAGAGAGGAGGAAGAGCUGACAGUGGAGCAGAUAUUCGAGAAGAAGGAGAAGGUGGUGCCAUGGAGGCAGCAGCUGACAGUGAGGGCAUUCGCCGUCAGCUUCCUUUUGUCGAUCAUGUUCUCCUUCAUAGUGAUGAAGCUCAACCUCACCACCGGAAUCAUCCCUUCCUUGAACGUCGCAGCCGGCCUCUUGGGCUUCUUCUUCGUCAAGAUCUCCACCAAGCUGCUCGACACCCUCGGCCUCUCGAGCCAGCCCUUCACGCGCCAGGAAAACACAGUCAUUCAGACCUGCGUCGUUGCAGCCUCCGGCAUUGCCUACAGUGGAGGGUUUGGGAGCUAUCUGUUUGCAAUGAGUGAACUUAUCGUGCAUCAAUCGGAACCUAGCUCGUCGGAUUACAAGAAUCCGAAGCUAGGGUGGAUGAUCGGUUUCCUCUUCGUCGUCAGCUUCCUCGGCCUCUUCUCUCUCGUCCCUCUCCGAAAGAUGAUGAUCAUCGACUUCAAAUUGACAUACCCUAGUGGCACUGCUACAGCUCAUCUCAUCAAUAGCUUCCACACCCCUCAAGGAGCCAAACUAGCAAAGAAACAGGUGAGGGAACUGGGGAAAUUCUUCUCCUUGAGCUUCAUGUGGAGUUUCUUCCAAUGGUUCUUCACUGCUGGCAACGAUUGUGGAUUCCAAAAGUUCCCUACGUUUGGACUCCAAGCACUGCAACACAAGUUCUACUUCGAUUUCUCAGCUACUUACAUUGGAGUGGGCAUGAUUUGUCCCCAUAUAGUCAAUAUAUCCCUUCUAAUUGGUGGAAUUCUUUCUUGGGGCAUCAUGUGGCCUCUCAUCCAAACAAGAAAAGGCCAUUGGUACUCCGCCGAUCUCGAUCCUUCCGACAUCCAAGCCCUCAAAGGCUAUCAGGUUUUCAUUGCCAUAGCUCUGAUUCUGGGAGAUGGGCUCUACAACUUCGGCAAAGUCCUGAGCCAGACCAUCGCCGGCAUGACCGCCAUGAUCAUACAGAGGAGAAACCCUCAGCUCCCCACCGGCGCCAAGAACCCCCUCUCCUCCGAUGACGAGCGCCGCACCGCCGUCUUCCUCAAGGACCAAAUCCCGACCUCCCUCGCCGUCGGCGGCUACGUCGCCAUCGCCGCCGUCUCCACGGCGACGCUCCCCCACAUCUUCCCCCACCUGAGGUGGUACCACGCCGCCGUCAUCUACGUCUCCGCCCCCGCCCUCGCCUUCUGCAACGCCUUCGGCGCCGGCCUCACCGACUGGUCCCUGGCCUCCGCCUACGGCAAGCUGGCCAUCUUCACGGUGGGCGCGUGGGCGGGGGCGUCCCAAUCCCACGGCGGCGCCCUGGCGGGGCUGGCCGCGUGCGGCGUCAUGAUGAACAUCGUCUCCACCGCGUCCGACCUCAUGCAGGACUUCAAGACGGGCUACAUGACGCUCGCCUCGCCGCGGUCCAUGUUCGCCAGCCAGGCCGCCGGCACCGCCAUGGGCUGCGUGGUGGCGCCCUGCGUCUUCUGGGUGUUCUACGCCGCCUUCCCCCUCGGCGACCCCGGCGGCGAGUACCCGGCGCCCUUCGCCGUCAUCUACUACGAGAUGGCCAAGCUCGGCGUGGGGGGAUUCUCGGAGCUGCCGCGCAACUGCCUCAGCCUGUGCUACGGGUUCUUCGCGGCGGCGGUGGCGAUCAACCUGGUGAGGGAUGGGGUGGGGGGGAGGGGGGCGAGGUUCGUGCCGCUGCCGAUGGCCAUGGCGGUCCCCUUCUACUUGGGCUCGUAUUUCGCCGUGGAUAUGUGUGUCGGGAGCUUGAUCUUGUAUGUGUGGCAGAGGCGGGAUAGGGCCGCCGCGGAUGCGCUGGCGCCGGCGGUGGCGUCGGGGUUGAUCUGUGGGGAUGGGCUGUGGGCGCUGCCUAACUCGAUUCUUGCUCUGGCCGGGGUGGAGCCGCCCAUAUGCAUGAAGUUCCUCAGCAAGGCUGAUAAUAAAAGGGUUGAUGCUUUUUUGUAGGAUAUAUAUUAAUCUAAUCCUACAAAUUAAAUACUUUCUUGCUUCAUGUUUUUAUCUACGAAUGCAAUAAGAGAUUAAGAUCGGAAUUAGCAUCACCUUAAUUGUAAUUACG